Messenger RNA from Malus domestica (apple), 1555 nucleotides. RefSeq names its product actin-depolymerizing factor 7. Lineage: Eukaryota; Viridiplantae; Streptophyta; Magnoliopsida; Rosales; Rosaceae. The record is from RefSeq and is a predicted model, not a curated record. Gene Ontology annotation, molecular function: zinc ion binding; actin filament binding; nucleic acid binding. Gene Ontology annotation, biological process: actin filament depolymerization. Gene Ontology annotation, cellular component: cytoplasm; actin cytoskeleton.
CACCGUCGCCGUCACCGUCGCCGUCACCGAAAGGUAUAAAAAUGUAAAAACCGAGACUCUUGGGCCGAUUAACCAACAAAAAUAACGGGGGUGGAAAAUGUGAUUACAUGUCAUACCUAAGAAACUUACAGUGGUAGUGGCCGCAGCUGAUCUCCCGUCCCCUUGAACCCUUUCCUGCUUCUCCCAAAACCCUCCCGACCCCCCAACGCUCUCGUUUCGGCGUCUCACAAAAAUGGUGAGCAAGAGACAGAGAGAAGCUCGCAGGAAAUUCAGAGCAGAACACCCAGAACUGGCUAAACAGCCAACCCCCCCAAAAGACCCAACCAAGAAGAAGGAGAAGAAGAGCUCCUUCAAGCGCAAAAAGGCACCCAGCGACCCAGCCAAACCCAGCAAAAACCCCCAUAGAAAACACCCCCUCAGAGUACCCGGCAUGAAGCCUGGAGAUAGCUGCUUCAUCUGUAAAUCCACCGAGCAUAUCGCCAAGCUCUGCCCCGAGAAAGUUCAAUGGGACAAGCACAAGAUAUGUUUAUAUUGUCGCCAACGAGGGCAUAGCAUCAAGAAUUGCCUUAACAAGAAAGACGAUUCCGUGGCUGAGAAGUUAUGUUAUAAUUGUGGGGAAAAUGGGCAUUCGCUUUCUAACUGCCCCUAUCCUCUUGAAGACGGAGGAACUAAAUUUGCCAAGUGCUUCAUCUGUAAUGGGACUGGUCACUUGAGCAAGAACUGCCCUCAAAAUACUCAUGGGAUUUAUCCAAAGGGUGGUAGUUGCAAAAUUUGUGGAGGUGUAACACAUUUGGCGAAGGAUUGUCCAAACAAAAGCAGCAGUUCAAUGUCCGCUGGUAGAUCUCCUCACUCGUGGAAAGAAAGUGAUCUUCCAAGAGGAAAGGUUACCAAAUUUCUGAGUGGAGACGAUCUUGAGGAUGAUUUCAGUUUCAUAGAUGAGAAGAAAAAUGGCGUUACACAAGACAAGUCCGCUGAUACAGCGUCCGGCAUGGCCGUGAAUGAUGAAUGCAAGCUCAAGUUCGUGGAGCUAAAAGCGAAGAGAAACUAUCGAUUCAUCGUAUUCAAGAUUGACAAACAAGAAGUGGUGGUAGAGAAAGUUGGCAGCCCGGAUGAAACUUACGAGGAUUUCGCGGCGUCGCUGCCUGCUGAUGAGUGCCGCUAUGCUGUCUUUGAUUUUGAUUUCACCACUGCUGAGAACUGCCAGAAAAGCAAGAUUUUCUUCAUUGCAUGGUCUCCUGAGACAUCGAAGGUGAGAAUGAAGAUGGUGUAUGCAAGCUCUAAAGAUCGGUUCAAGAGGGAACUUGACGGCAUUCAGGUCGAGUUGCAGGCAACUGAUCCGAGCGAAAUGAGCCUCGACAUUAUUAAAGGCCGAGCUCUUUAAGUUUAAGCAGCAGAUCUUCGACCCUUCCUUGACAAUUACAUUUGUCUAUUUUUCUGAGAUGACAUUUUGUGUUUAUAAUAUUUUCUUCUUUUUUCUUUGUUGUAUGGGUUCAAUACCAACCAUGUAGUUUAAUGUAAUAUUAUGAAUUCUUUUAUCGAUUUGCAACUUCUUACA